Messenger RNA from Hirsutella rhossiliensis, 1575 nucleotides. RefSeq lists its product as uncharacterized. Bases 1 to 1575 code for a protein of 524 amino acids. The record is from RefSeq and is a predicted model, not a curated record. The transcript has a single exon. Lineage: Eukaryota; Fungi; Ascomycota; Sordariomycetes; Hypocreales; Ophiocordycipitaceae.
AUGGCCAAGUACGCUGCCGUCCUUGGCGCCCUCGUCGCCGUCCAGGGCGCCGCCGCUCUGCAGACCCGCGUCGUCCCCGAGCGCCAGUUCCCCCCUCCCGAUGCCUGCCACCCCAUGGGCACCAUCACCUUCGACACCACCUAUCCCCCGUGCCUGUCGCAGGGCGAAAUCGAGGGAAAGUGCACGCCUGCUACAAACGACAAGGCCGGCUGGGAGUCCCAGCGGGACUGCCUAUGUAAGGGCAGCUUCUUCGAGGACGCCAUCGGCUGCGGCGCCUGCAAGCAGUGCAAUUCUCUCCAGGGCCACAAUGAGACUGCCCACUGGGACAAGAUCUUCAACGACAUCAAGGCCAACUUCUGCCAACGGGCCACCCCCACCAGCAACUUUGGCAGCUACUGGACCUCUGCCCUGGAUGCCCACGGCACUCCUGUGCCCAACCCCGGCGACAAGCGUGACCGCUGCGUCUCUGUUGGCGACACCGUCGUCGAGAACUACUACAAGGCCACCAAGUCCCAGGGCCCUGGCCUGGUUGCUCCCACUGCCACCUCCGCCGAGGCCAAGGCCACCGACACCCCGGCCUCGGCCGUUGUUCCCAGCGGAACCGAGAUCAAGCUGCAUGCCGCCGCCUCGGUCCGCUAUAGCGUUGCCAUGAUCACCGGUGCCCCGGCUGUUCCCAACGGCCCCAAGUUCCCUCUCAACGCCACCAGCUCCGUCAACAUCGACGUCAAGGCCGAGGUCCACUUCGCCAUCGCUGCUCUGCCCUGCCAGGCCGUCUAUGUCGGCGGCUUUGUCCAGCCCUCUUGCGGCGCCUUCGAGCUUGUUCCCAACUCCGAGGCCAUGGUCUCCUCCAAGAUUGUCCAGCAGGGCGCCGUCGACUUUGGUGCCUGCGUCUGCGCCGUCGAGUACCUUGCCCCCAAGAAGCUGCGCCCCGUCGCCGGCUCCGUCUCUGUCGCUCCCUCUGCUUCCACCUCCGUCACCGUCUACUCCUCCGUCGUUGUCAACGUCUUCAGCCCCCAGGAGUGCACUGGCUCCUGCUACGUCCCGGCCCCCGCCACCAAGGACGACAAGAAGCCCACUCCCUCUCAGCACAAGAAGCCCUGCACCACUGGUGUCCCCAGCAAGGGUGGCAAGCCUGAGGACAAGAGCAGCCCUUCUGGAAACUCCCCGUCCAAGGGUGGCGACAGCCCCUCUGGCAGCUCUCCGUCCAAGGGUGGCGACAGCCCCUCUGGCAGCUCUCCGUCCAAGGGUGGCGACAGCCCCUCUGGCAGCUCCCCGUCCAAGGGUGGCGACAGCCCCUCUGGCAGCUCCCCGUCCAAGGGUGGCGACAGCCCCUCUGGCAGCUCCCCGUCCAAGGGUGGCGACAGCCCCGCUGCCGGCUGCGUCGAGAACUGCACUCCUGCCGCCCCCGGCACCAGCCCCAGCAACGGCGGCGCCAAGCCCGCUCCUCCGGCCCCUGCUGGCACUGGCGCUCCCGUCCGCCCUGCGGCCGGCACCUUGCCCGUCACCGCCGGCGCCGGCUCCACUCGCGUCUCUGCCGCCGUCCUGGCCAUUGCCUUUGCCGUCUAUGCCCUGUAG